Messenger RNA from Humulus lupulus (European hop), 862 nucleotides. RefSeq names its product NAD(P)H-quinone oxidoreductase subunit L, chloroplastic. Gene Ontology annotation, molecular function: oxidoreductase activity, acting on NAD(P)H, quinone or similar compound as acceptor. Bases 134 to 709 code for a protein of 191 amino acids. The transcript is spliced from 5 exons. The record is from RefSeq and is a predicted model, not a curated record. Lineage: Eukaryota; Viridiplantae; Streptophyta; Magnoliopsida; Rosales; Cannabaceae.
UUCUCUAUUCAAUAAAAGCGGGGCCCAGGAGCCACAACAAGGCCUCGGCUAAUGGCUACCAUGAAACUGAACUGAAAAAAAAAAAGAUAAGAAAAGACAGAAGAAGAAGAAGAAUCAAAGGGAAAGCUCUGAAAUGAGUUGCUCAAUCAGCUUCCAUAUCCCUAAGGCUCUGCCUCCUCUGAGCUCUACUCAAAGUAGAAGAACUCCUCUCUUUGUUACUUCUAAACACACUCCUUUAUGCUCCACUACUGACCUCAAUCCCAAGACAAUAACAAGCAUAAUUCAAAAGCCAAUUCAGUAUUUUCAGCUCAAAAAAUCUAGUUUGGCACUACAAGUUGGAGCAAUUUUGGCCACUCAGGUUGAGCAGCCUGCUUUUGCUCUAACAGGAGUUAAUAACGAGCAAGAACUUUCAUGGGUUCUAAUACAGCUCGGAGUUGUUGGCUUUUUCUACUUCCUUGUUAUGCCACCAGUGAUCAUGAACUGGCUUAGGUUAAGAUUCUACAAGAGAAAACUCUUGGAAACGUAUUUACAGUUCAUGUUUGUUUUCAUCUUCUUUCCCGGUUUAAUUCUUUGGGCACCAUUUCUGAACUUCAGGAAGUUCCCCCGGGAUCCAUCAAUGAAGUACCCUUGGUCUAAGCCUUCUGAUCCUUCAAAAAUUAGAAGUCAAUACUACAAAUACCCAUAUGCCGAACCUGAAGAUUAUCUAUGAAAAUCUGUAAUGUAAAGGGAUCUAAUACAAUGUGACCAGUCUAGAACUGUGCUUGAUUCCCUACCAACAAAACUGUAAAUCUUUAUAUUUUCUUAUUCACUUGAAGAAUGAUAUACACAAAGAACAAGUGGUGAUUCAAUACUCCUUUUAACA